Messenger RNA from Lolium rigidum, 1129 nucleotides. RefSeq lists its product as uncharacterized. The coding region runs from base 29 to 592 and encodes 187 amino acids. The transcript has 3 exons. Lineage: Eukaryota; Viridiplantae; Streptophyta; Magnoliopsida; Poales; Poaceae. The record is from RefSeq and is a predicted model, not a curated record.
CGGCGACUCGUCGGAGCUUGGUGGCAUCAUGGGCCAAGCGUACAGAGUGCGCAUCGAGGACGAAGGGGCAGUCAGCGUGGUGGCGGAGGCGCACGAUACCCGCGGAGACGACGAAGCAGACAGCGUUGCAGCACAUAGGCAAAUACAUGUCCAGGGGCCGCAGCCUGAGGAGAGCGCGGGAGAAGUUGGGGAAGAAACUAGAGCGGCAGCGUCCAUGCAUUCAGGGGGCGCCAUGAAUGGCAAGAGGAAGCUUGUUGGGGGUGUUGGCCCAUCGGAAUCAGAGCAGUCUACUCUGAAGGUGAAUCCAGAAGCGCCGGGUUGGAUCAAGAGGGUGCGAGUGGGUGGUCAUGCAACUGAGCGGAGUCCUUGCCCAAACCGGGUUGGUACACUGGAGAAGAUGAUCAGAAGUUACCCCGAGAGACGAGGAGAUUAUGUCCUUGAGCCAUCGCUGGGCAUGACAUUUGAUUCGCUCGGCGAGGCAUAUGACUUCUACAACCUCUAUUCGUGGGAACACGGUUUUGGCGUUAGAUAUGGGAAAAGCCGGCUGAACCCAGAGAGGACGAAGACAAUGCAAGAAAUAGUCUGCGGCUGAUCUCCUGCAGGCGAGAACACGCGAUCCUGCCGCUGUGAGUGCCCAGCGCUCAUACGCUUGCUUCGGACAGAAGAUAAAGGCUGGUACAUAACCGAGCAUCGAUCAACCCACAACCACUCUCUUUCCAUAACUUGCGCAGAAAAGGUAUACUGGCCAUCGCAUAAGCACAUAGAUGUGUACACAAAGGAUCUGGUUAAGCAACUCCGGGAGAACAACAUAAACAUAGGCAAAGUGUACAGCAUAAUAGGGAGUUUCUUUGGAGGUGUUGGGAAUGUUCCGUUCACCAAGCGGACAUUGAAGAAUCUGUGUGGGCGGAUAAGCAAGGAGCAAGCGGAUGACGAUGUGAGGAAAACAAUGGAGGUUUUUGCAGAGAUAGGUUCAAAGGAUCCUGAAUUCACGUACAGAGUGCUUGCUGAUUCGGACAGCCGGAUUAAGAAUCUGAUGUGGGCAAACGGAUCUAGCCGUAUGCAAUACAAAUUUUUCGACGAUGUAAUUACAUUUGACACAACAUACAGAACAAAUUUAUAUGAUAUGCCG